GGAAUUUAAAGGCACUCAGGGUAUAGUAAGUCAUUCAUGGAAUCAACCUGAGUGAAGUCAGCGUCACAGUCAUUUUUAUGGAAGAGGGAGACAGACGUGGUGAGAAUGAAGAGAAUGGAAAGGAUUCAGAAGCACUGUUGUGGGGAAUGUAGACGGAGUUGAAAAGAAACAAAUAGAAAACGUUACUAACCAGCAGCAGAGAUCAGCUAGCGUGCAUUUUAGUGGUUGAGUAUCUGCUGUGUGCCAGGUGAAGGUGGAUAAGAUGGUACCUUCAGAACUCACGGCAGAGUUGGAGACACAGGUGAUAGGACAUAAUGACAGGGUAUCUUACUGAAGUAUUUAUGCGGUAAGAUCGCACAGAUGUGACCCCAAAGUCAGACUUGAGGAAGGAACGGUGGGGAAGGGGAAACGUGGCCGGAAAGACUUCAGGAGCAGGUGACAGCUCAGCCAAACCGUGUUCAGAGCGUGGGCGUUAUCUGGAAGGUGGGAGAGUCAUUUGUCAAUAAAGUAUUCCCAGGGCAGGAAGUAUCAGAACCAGAGACUUCUGAGGAGAGAGCAAGGCAGAGGUCUGCAGUCCACCUGCUUCAGAAUCACCUGGAUGCGCACAGUGCAGAUGCCUCGGCCCCAGGACUCUGCAUUUUAACUGGCUCUCUAGGUGUUCCUUCUAGAUAACAUGAGUUGAAUACUUAAUACAUUGCCAGGGGCUAUAUUAAAUGUUCACACGGGUUCUCACAAUUAUCUCAAUAACUGAGAUAGGAUGAGGAAAGUAGGACACAGAGAAGUCAUUUGCCCAGUCGUAUAGCUAGUGAGUAGUGGGCUGGGGGUCCAAAACUGGCCAGGAACACAGCUUGUUUGGGGAGCUGCAGGUAGUUUAUUUUGGAGGGCACACCUGGGAUUAAUAGGAAGUAAGCCUAAUAAUAAUAAUAAUAACAAUAAUAACAGUAAUAGAAGUAGAGGCCAUGUUAAAAAGAUUUUGCCUUCAUGGUUUAGUGACUUCUUCAGUAAUGCUUAUGUAUUGAGAAUGAAAGCAAAGAAAGCAGGUAAUGGCUUUUUAGUUUUUACUACCAAACUGCCAUUUUAACUUCCAUAGUCUCACCUCAGUCUGACUCCAUUUCUCCCCACUUUUCCUCUUCCAAACACCAUCUCUUACUAGACUGAGCUCCUCAUCAUCAGAGCCCGUGUCUUAACUCAUGAAGUAUCUAGCUCAGACUGUUUGGCUUCAUUGUCAUGUACUUGUGUGUGUGUUUCCUCCCCUAGAAUGUAAGCUUCAGGAGGGUGGGGACCUGGGGUGUUUUGCUUACCGCUGUAGCCCUUGAGCCUGGCACAGAGGAGUCAGUAAGUAGAUGAUGAGUGGUGAAAUUUUCUGUAUCCAUAUAAUGGCUUCCGUCUCAUUCAGAGUCAAAGUCAAGGUUCUUAAAAGGCCCUGCAAGGCUCUACGUGGUCUGGCCCUCUGCUUGUCCUUCCCCUCCCUGCCUCUCCCUUCCCCCUGGUGUCAGGUCCUCCCUCUCCCUUGGCUUCAGCUGCCCACUCAGCUCCGGCUCACACUUCAUGAUUGCCAGUGUUUCUGUUCCAGGAGCCCCGGCUCAUUCCCGUUCCUUCCUCAGGUCUCUGCUAAAGUAGCGCCUUGUCAGAGAGGCUGGAGGGACGAAUGGAUGGAGGUGCUGCCUUGUGGUACCUCUCUUAUUGCCGUCUUAUGGUCUCCUGGAUGGUGGAGCAUGGACCCAGUUGCUACUCACAGCUGCCAUCUCCUCCAGCAGCUGCAUGAGCAGCGUAUUCAAGGCCUGCUUUGUGACUGUAUGUUGGUGGUGAAAGGAGUCUGCUUUAAAGCACAUAAGAAUGUUCUAGCAGCUUUCAGCCAGUACUUUAGGAGCCUCUUUCAGAAUUCUUCAGGUCAGAAGAAUGAUGUUUUUCACUUGGAUAUUAAAAAUGUAAGCGGCAUCGGGCAGAUCCUGGACUUCAUGUACACAUCGCAUCUGGAUCUUAACCAGGACAAUAUACAAGUCAUGCUGGACACGGCACAGUGUUUGCAAGUUCAGAAUGUUCUGAAUCUGUGUCACACAUUCUUAAAGUCAGCCGGUGUAGACCAGCCACCCGGCCUGCCUUGUCACAGUACAUUCUCCCUGCAAAGUGCUUUGACUCCUGACGCUAAUUGUGUUAUCAGUGAAAACUACGCCCCUCAUUUGCUGCAGGAGUGCUCAGCAGGUGUUCAGCAGGGUAGAGUUGUGGAUGAAUCACAUUCUCAUGCCCCACCCUCAGUUGGUCUUCAUACUUCCACAGCUGAAACCUCAAAACAAGCCCCUGAUACGUUAGAUGGCAGCUGCACAGAACUGCCUUUCAAACAGCCAAACUAUUACUACAAGCUCAGAAACUUGUACAGUAAGCAGUACUAUAAACAAGCCACCUGUCCCAGUCAUGAGAGAAUAAUCAAGCAGCCUUUCACUUUCAGCACAUCCUCAGACCUUCAUGCCGCGGAACACCAGCCCUGUGCUGUUGGUCACGCCGAGUGUGUCCUGGAGUCCUCCGAGCACUUGCCUUCCAACUUCCUGGCCCAGCCUUUGAGUGAACCUACCCCAGACCCUGAGCCAGACCACGCAAGCCAACAACCUACCAGACAGAUGAGGCUCAAGAAGGCCAUUCACCUUAAGAAGCUAAAUUUCCUAAAGUCACAGAAAUCUGCAGAGCAGACAUCUGAACCCAAGUCAGAUGACAGGUUAACCAAGAGGAUAGAAUCUGCCAGUGACCAUAGUGUAGAGAAAGUUAACAGCCAAAGUGCUGAAGAAAAAGAAAGUGAAGAACUCAUCAGUUCUGAGAAUUUUAAUUGCAUGAAUGAGAUGGAGAGGCCCGAAGACACUGCGGCCCUGGAAGACCAAUCCCAGACACUUCAAUCACAGAGACAGUAUGCGUGUGAAUUGUGUGGAAAACCUUUUAAACAUCCCAGCAAUUUGGAGCUUCACAAACGGUCUCAUACAGGUACACUGAUUCGGUCCCCGCAGGCAAAAGGAAAGGAAAUAAUGCAGACGAUCAGACACCACUGCCUGCUCCUGUUUUUGCGGGUAAUUUGCAGACUCACUUACGUCGGCAUUCUGGGGAGAAACCAUACAUCUGCGAGAUCUGCGGGAAGAGGUUUGCAGCCUCUGGUGAUGUCCAGCGUCACAUCAUUAUUCACUCAGGAGAAAAACCACACUUAUGUGACAUCUGUGGUCGAGGGUUCAGUAACUUCAGUAAUUUGAAGGAGCACAAAAAGACACACACGGCUGAUAAAGUCUUCACCUGUGAUGAGUGUGGAAAGUCUUUUAACAUGCAGAGGAAGUUGGUAAAGCACAGAGUUCGGCACACGGGUGAGCGGCCUUACAGCUGCUCUGCCUGUGGUAAGUUCCUGCCCACCGCAGACCCGCGGUCACCUGGUCAUCCGUGUGGGGAGGGCACCGGGGUCUGUGCCCACUCCGUCCUGGGCUGUUAGGGGUCUCAGAUAAGUCGUCCCUUUUUUCAUGGGUAAAAUGGAAGUGAUGCUGUUUCUUAACCACCUUGGUCCUCUGAUUCGUCUGCAUUUGUGUAGCAGGCAUUUACUGAGUGUCUUCAAGGUAUCAGGAACCGUCCUGGGUGCUCCAGUUACACAGAUGACUGAUACUGAGUCCCAGGUGCCCUGUGCUCCUGGUCUGGGCCCGUGGAGGGUUGGCAGUUGGAAAAGCGGGGGAGAGCGUGGGGUGCAGCAGCAGGGGCUAGAGCAUGGUGGCCUGCUGGGGCCUCGGGGGCACACGGUAGGCUCAAGAGGGAGGGCUUCUUGAGAUCAUAUUGUGUAUCAUGAAGCAAAGGUCGUUUCUACGGCAUUUGACGCCUCAGAAAAGUCAUCAGGAAGGAAAGGGAAGGCUGGCAGCUCUCAGUUUCCAGGCACGUCACUGCACAGAUGAGGAAACUGGGAUUGCAAGUUAGGUCACCUGGUACCUGUGAUAACAGAGUGUUGGAACCUCUGAAGAACUGGGAGGGCCUGUAUGCAUGUGUGGUGCAGCUGUGCACACGUGCACACGUGUGCCCCUGACAAUGUGGAUUGAAUCGCAGGCAAAUGAGUGAAUAACCAUUUUUACGAUUACCUGUUUAGAACAAAUAGGAAAAAUGCUCAGAGUCAGGCUGUGGGGAGCCUGGAAUUGGGGCAUCCUCGGAGUGGCUUGUUCUAGUUGUGGUUGGUAUCUAAAUUAGGGCAGGACGCGUGGGAUGUAACCAAAGGGAGGCAGCUUUGUUUGUAUCUCCCACUUACACUGUGUACAGAUCUCCUGGACACCAAUGUCGGCAGCUCCGUUACUAUUAAAGGGUAAAAUUGCAUCACUUUAAAUCACAAAUGCAGUCUCAAAUCACUAGUUUAAAAUGUCAGUUCUAAAUUAUUAUUACAACUGUGAACUUGAUUUCAGGUUCACUCUUCUCUUCCUUCCCCAGCCAGGCCUGCUGCUGGCUAAGACCCUGUAGAGAAAGCAGUGCAGCAGGACCCUCUCUUCCCCCCACUUCGUUUCCACCCCUCCAGCCACUCACUGACCAUGGUUUCUGACCCUAACAAGGUCAGCUUUCAGGGAAAGGGGGAGGGAGAAAGGGAGCAGGAAUGGUCUUUCAUGACAGGUUCAAAGCUUUAUAACACCUUUAUUGAGAUAAAUCCCGUACUGUAAAAUCUAGCCAUUUAAAGUGAACGGUUCAGCGGUUUGGGUGUAUCCAGUGUUGUGCUACCCUCACCACCAUGUAAUCUUAGAACCUUUUCCUCACCCUAAAAAAGAAACCCCACACCCAUUAGCAGUCACUCCCCAUCCCCUCCCGCCAACCCGAGGUAACCCUUAAUCUACUCUCGGUCCCUAUAGAUUUGCCUGUUGCAGACAUUUCAUAUAAAUGGAAACAUGUAAUACGUGAUCUUUUGUAACUGACUUCAUUUCACUUAGCAAAUCUGCUCUGAGCAUUCAUGUACAUGUUUAUGUGUGGAUGUAUGUUUUCAUUUUCUUGGAUUCAAAAGACAGUUUCCGUUUUAAGGUGGCUUCCCAUUCUGAGCUUUGCUGAGUUUAAAGCUUGGUCCUCUCUCUGCCCCUUCCUUCCCUCCUUCCCCCGUCCCUGUCCCUGUCCCUGUCUCUCCAGCAUUUCAUGCUUCUUCUAAAGACAGCCUUCCCUUCCACUCUGUCCUCCUUCCCCAGCACUCAGCUGUACUUUUCCGAGAUGGAAAGGUGCAUUUUCUUUCAGCGGGACUUCCUUUAGCACUUGGUUUUGUAAAAGCAGUUUCCUCCGAGGAGACUUUCUCUGUUGGCACCCCGACGCCUCUCUAGGCAGUCCUCUUAGGCCCCAGGCUGGCUCAUUUCCCAUCUGGGGACAUACUCACAUUCCAUGCUCUGGGGGAUUGCAGGCCCACACCUGGAGGCAAGCGCUGCCCCACCGUGACCUCCCGAUGGACACACGUCGAGCCUGGCUGCCCUGUCUUGACUUGAGGGCAGAGGGGAGACCCCUCCCAUAUCCCCUGCCUCGCUGGGAACUCUACUGUGGCUGAAGUUUAUACACGUUAAGGACCCUGAAAAUAGUUAACACCUUUUGCCUACUAAUUCCACUACUGAGAAUUUAUCUUAAGGAAACAA
Messenger RNA from Aethalodelphis obliquidens (Pacific white-sided dolphin), 5594 nucleotides. RefSeq names its product zinc finger and BTB domain containing 49 (gene ZBTB49). Gene Ontology annotation, biological process: regulation of transcription by RNA polymerase II. Bases 1344 to 3230 code for a protein of 628 amino acids. The transcript has 6 exons. Gene Ontology annotation, molecular function: protein binding; RNA polymerase II cis-regulatory region sequence-specific DNA binding; DNA-binding transcription factor activity, RNA polymerase II-specific. The record is from RefSeq and is a predicted model, not a curated record. NCBI's taxonomy places the organism in Eukaryota, Metazoa, Chordata, Mammalia, Artiodactyla, Delphinidae. Gene Ontology annotation, cellular component: nucleus.